Leptopilina heterotoma is the source of this 689-nucleotide messenger RNA. RefSeq lists its product as uncharacterized. Lineage: Eukaryota; Metazoa; Arthropoda; Insecta; Hymenoptera; Figitidae. The record is from RefSeq and is a predicted model, not a curated record. Bases 15 to 689 code for a protein of 224 amino acids. The transcript is spliced from 2 exons.
ACUACGAAGCAGAGAUGCGCGUCUGCUUCGGCGUCCCCGUCGGCCAUUUAAUUCAUUCUCAUUUUGGCGUCUUUGUGACAGGUCGCAGUAGACCGCUUUCUAAUAAAAAAAUUAAUAAAAAUAACUUUAAUUGUGCCUUUUUCCUGGUCGAGAUGAGCCGUGGGACCAUGAGGGGACGUCGGCGUAUCUCCGAGAAGAUAUUGUUGGGUCCACGUCGACUGGACUAUGAGGAGGAGGUAGAUUGUUUGGUGACAUCUCGCCAUUUGCUCACACGAGGACGUUUCCCAUAUCAGGCUUCCUUGUUUUCUGAGAGCGAUUUGGAGGAAAUUCGCCGCUCCAUCGGCCAGGCUGUACCUAUCCGACUAUCACCAGAGGAGGAAAUCUUCCUACCAAGAGUAGAAAGCCCUGAACCAGCAUUACCUAAAGAUUGGGCCUUAAGGCCUCAAUCCCCAACUCACUCUUCGCCUGAGGCUGGCCCUUCGACUUCCGGCCCCAGGCCUGGUUAUUCUAAACCCCUUAACCGUAAUCCAACUUACCCCAGGAUUAAUAAGCCGAAAUAUUGGGGAGUGGAUAAGGCUCGUCGGGGCAUUUGUGGUAAAUGCCACCAGCCAGGUCAUGGUUACCUUCCAUGUCCACGUCUCUCUGAACAGAGACCAACGACAAAUUACCCGAACCAUUCGGCAAAUUAA